Angiostrongylus costaricensis is the source of this 456-nucleotide messenger RNA. Lineage: Eukaryota; Metazoa; Nematoda; Chromadorea; Rhabditida; Metastrongylidae. The record is from the annotation of a GenBank genome assembly.
AUGCUUGCCGACUAUGAUAAACCUUGUGGAAAGACUGGUCUUCGACUAAAUCUCACAAAAACGAUGUUCAUGAAGAACGGAUUGGCUUCAUAUGCCUCACUCACUCUCAACGGAACGAAUAUCUCCGAAUAUUCCAGUUAUGUCUAUCUAGGUCGGGAAAUCAGCGUGUUAAACGACUUAGCUCCAGAGUUGAGCAGAAGGAAACGAGCGGCUUUGGGAGCUUUCAAGAGCAUCGAGGAUGUAGUGAAGAUAACAAAUAACACCCGACUCCGUGCCAACCUUUUCGACUCAACGGCACUUCCUGCCCUAACGCAUUCGUCAGAAACCUUGUCGCUGCUUAAGCAGGAUGAAAGGCCACUCAGCGUUAUCGAACGCGCAGUCGAAGGGACGAUGCUAGGAGUAUCCCGUUCCACACAAGUAAGCGAUGGGAUCCGAAGCUCCGUCCUGCGUCAAUGA